Molecule: messenger RNA, 1700 nt
Organism: Galendromus occidentalis (western predatory mite)
Lineage: Eukaryota; Metazoa; Arthropoda; Arachnida; Mesostigmata; Phytoseiidae
Product: transmembrane protein 53-like lethal (2) k09913
Exons: 7
Coding region: 324-1319 (331 amino acids)
Molecular function (GO): serine hydrolase activity
Source: RefSeq, a predicted model, not a curated record
UCACUCAUGACCGCGACGAGAAGCUGUUACCAUCCUGUUUUCGCACUCGCUCAUUCCUCUUCACACUCUUUCACCCGCUGACUGCACGGCUGUUUGUCGUUUGGCCGGCUGCCGCUGCUGGUGGUAAGUUGGCGAAGUGCGGAGCGGACGUACGUAGAGUCCAGUGCUGCGCAGGAGGUGCCGGAGUUGCGAAAUCGUGAAGACUGUCAACCGUAUUCAGUAUACCACUCCUGAUUCGCGAUUGGCAGGGAAAUAAAUUCAGCCGAUAGUCUGGUUCGCGAAGUCAUCAUCUUUGCCAAGCGGAAGCUCCCACUGCUCGAAAAAUGGUUCUCGUCAUGAAACUCGCCUCUGGCCAUGUGGCUAUGCUGAAGAUGAAUGCAGGGAAUCAUCGCUCUCAAGUAGCAGCACUCAAACAAUUGCAACGACGAUCGUAUUCAAAUGAAAGGGCUCUAAUCACAGGCGAGCGGCUUUCUGCGAAUCUGGAACUUUUGAGAGCUCAGAAAAGUGACAACCCCCAUGUCGCUUUGUUAUUUGUUUGGCUAGCGGCGAAACGCGCGCAUCUAGAAGAUUACUUCAGAUUCUACUUAGACAAUGGUUUCGACGUUCUCUGGGUUCAAACUCAGGCCAAACAAUUACUGGCCCCGGCAGCCAAGAACGGAACGCAAAGUCUUGCGCGCGAAGUUCUGGAUUAUCUCCUCGCUGAGAAGAAUCGCUGCUAUCAGAAUAUGAUGCUCCAUGCAUUCAGUAUGGGGGGCUACUCGUGGGGGGAAUGCUUGUCCGAAAUGCAUAAGGACCCCGAAAAAUACGAGCACGUGAGGAAAAUAAUGAAAGCGCAGGUUUUUGACAGCUGCGUCGACGUUGAAGGGAUCGCGAGCGGACUCCCUGGUGCCCUGACGCGGAAUAAAGCCCUCCGAAUGGCUGGCACGGUGGGAAUGUACACUUGGCUCACUUUAGCUUACCCAUUCGCCACGAGACACUAUCAAAACUCGUCGAAAUUCUUCCGAUUGAAGCCGGUCAACGUUCCGGGCCUCUAUUUCAAUUCUAUGGUAGACCAGGUGAGUUGUCCGAAAUCUGAUCGUAAAGUAGUCGACCAUUGGAACGAGCUUGGCGUCGACGUAAAACUCAUCACCUUCGAUGACUCGAAGCACGUGCAGCAUCUCGGAAAACAUCCGGAUAGGUACACGGACGAACUGGUCAAUCUAAUGAACAAGACAAUGCCGGCUCGCGGCGGGUGGACCGCUGACCAGGUGAAAGCCGACAUCAUAGCUCGCCGUGAAGCGCAGAAGCUUACAAAACGUCAACAGACGUCAACGCAGUGAUAGCAAUAAUGUAAAAAUCGAGUCCGCAAUGAAGUUCUCUGGAGCUUGGAGCUGAGGAUCGGAAUAUCUUCCUCGACCGGCUUUGUUCUCGCGAGACAAUGUGUACUAUAGGAAAGUCGAAUCGUCGAACUUUCUCCAAGUCUUGAUGUCAAAGAGCGUGAUCGAUGAAAUCGUCGGAAAUAAUUCUGCCAGACUCAUUCCAAUUCGACCCGGAAAACCUCGGCAAUAUAUGACCCAUCCGGAAAUCGGAAGCAGCUCGGCAUCGGUGAUAUUUGAUGAAAUGAAGGGAACAUGGUGGGGAAAGGGGUAAGGACUUUGCUGGGAAUGGAAUUGAUCAUAUAGGGCGAUGAAUAAAUUGUGUGUCACGAUUCUAUUUGGAUC